CGGACGCGGAGCGGGGCGGGGCGAGUAGCGGCGCGCGGCCGCGCUCCCGGGGCUGGAUGGCCUGGGUGGGGCUGGCGGGCUGGCCCUGGCCGCCCCGGGACCCCGUCUGCUGGGCGCUGCUGGCGGCCGCCGGGCUCUUGCUGGGGCUCUACUGGCUGCUGAGCCGCCCGCCCCGGGGGCUCCCGCCGGGCCCCAGAGCCUGGCCGCUGGUGGGCAACUUCGGCUUCGCGCUGCUGCCCGGGCCGCUGCUGCAGAAGUGGCAGGGGGGCUCCCGGACGCUCUCCCCGCACCUGCUCCUGACCGGCCUGGCCAAGGUCUACGGCAGCGUCUUCAGCCUCUUCGUGGGCAGCCGCCCCAUGAUCGUGCUCAGCGACUUCGAGGCGGUGCGGGAGGCGCUGGUCAGCCAGGCCGAGGUGUUCAGCGACCGGCCCAGCAUCCCCAUCGUGGCCAUGCUCACCAAGAAGAAGGGUGUUGUUUUUGCACCAUAUGGUCCAGUCUGGAGGCAACAGAGGAAGUUUUCUCACUCAACUCUUCGUCAUUUUGGAUUAGGAAAGCAUAGCCUGGAACCCAAAAUCAUUGAAGAAUUAAAGUAUGUGAAGGAAGAAAUGCUAAGAUAUGGAAAGGAUCCAUUUAACCCCUUUCCCAUUAUCAGCAACUCUGUGUCCAAUGUUAUCUGUUCUUUGGCCUUUGGCAGGCGCUUUGACUAUGAAGACAUUGAGUUUAAGACCAUGCUAAAUCUCAUGUCACGUGCGCUAGAGAUUAGUGUAAACAGCCGUGUACUUCUGGUCAAUAUUUGUCCUUGGCUGUAUUAUCUUCCCUUUGGCCCUUUCAGAGAACUGAGACAAAUUGAGUUGGAUGUCACAGCUUUUCUAAAGAAAAUAAUUGCACAGCACAGGGACACCCUGGAUAGAGAAAAUCCCAGGGACUUCAUCGAUAUGUAUCUCCUCCAAGUGGAAGAAGAGAGAGAGAGCAACAGUCAGAGCAGCUUUAACGAAGAGUACCUGUUUUUUAUCAUUGGUGACCUCUUCAUCGCAGGCACUGACACCACUACCAACACAUUGCUUUGGUGUCUGCUCUAUAUGUCGCUCUACCCAGAAAUACAAGAAAAGGUUCAUGCAGAAAUUGAACUGGUCAUCGGGCGUGACAGAGCUCCUUCUCUCACUAACAAGGCUCAUAUGCCUUUCACAGAGGCAACCAUCAUGGAGGUGCAGAGGAUGACUGUGGUUGUUCCUCUUUCUGUUCCUCGAAUGGCCUCAGAAACUGCUGUGCUACGGGGAUAUACUGUUCCUAAGGGCAGUGUGAUUGUGCCCAACUUGUGGUCAGUGCACAGAGAUCCAAACGUAUGGGAGAGACCAGAUGACUUCCAACCAACAAGAUUUCUGGAUGAAAAUGGCCGGCUAAUCAAAAGAGAAACGUUCAUUCCUUUUGGAAUUGGUAAACGUGUGUGCAUGGGAGAGCAGCUGGCAAAAAUGGAGCUGUUCUUGAUGUUUGUAAAUCUCAUGCAAAAUUUCAUCUUUUUGUAUCCUGAGACUGCUACAAAACCAGCCAUGGAAGGAAGAUUUGGUCUAACUUUAGCUCCAUUUCCAUUCAAUAUAAUUGCUUUGAAGAGAUGAAGAAAUGUCAAAAAAGACUAAAUGAAGAGAUACUGCAAUUAGCAAAUUUAGCUUUAUAUUUUUAUCAUUCUAAGUUAUGAAAACAUAUUCAAUAAAAAUGAUUGGUGAACAUUCCUUGAUUAUGAACUAGUAACUCAAGGUUAGCUGCUGAAUUCCAAAAGUGACUUGAUGAGAGCAUGUCAGCCAAUUUAAUAUUCUUCGCCUUUUUAUUUCUUUAAGAUACAGUUACCCAAUCUGCUAACGUUAAUUUUGGGGCAAAGGACCAAAAUAACACAUGACGCUUUACAAGUAUCAAGUGUCAUUUUGGUCACUAUGUUCUCAAAGUGUUUUGUGUAUACACUUGCCAAAUAAAAGGAAGGACGUGAUCAACUAAAUACUAAAGGAAGCAUUAAAUGAUUUAAGUGAUUUGUAUGUUUGUAUGAAGAAACAUGGUGACUAAAUGCUAUGUUGCUGAAGAGUGUUAGAAAUGACAAGAACAGGGAUACUCAGACUAAGGCUCACAAGUGGCUCUUUAAUGUUUCUGCUUCGGCUCUUUGCAGCACUAGAUAUUAAAACUGUGUGAUUUAAUUAUUAACCAAUCAGGAUGCUUUCACUAUGUUAUUAACCAUAACAGUUGUCAUUUGGUCAGUCAUUUUGCUGUGAGAACUACAUAUAAUAAACUAUAUAUUUGUAUGUCAUACUAUUUAAAUCUGAAUGUUUUGAAACCAUGAAUUCACACUACUGUGGCUCUUUUGGAUAAUGUCAAUUGCUACUUUGGCUCCUGAACCACUGAGGUCUGAGUAUCACUGGACGAGAUGACACUUUCUGUAACUUGAGAGGAUUUUUUAUUUUUUAAUUGAAGUGACUUCUAACUUAUAGGUAGGGCCAAAACAAAAUGCCUCACUGGAUCCUGGAUCAGAACACUCCUGAGUAUUGGGACUUCUUGAAAAUUCAGGUUCACACUCCAAGGAGAGCCCUAUCUCAUGCUCUUUUUGGGUAUGUCUACACAGCCAAUAGGAGUGAGCUUUUGAUCGAGUCGAUAGACUCGAGCUCACGCUACUGUUCUAGAAAUAGCUCUAUAGACAGAGCUUAAGUUGUGGGUUGGCAUCUUCCGCCCCACCCCUCCCCCAGGUUUAAGAGCCUGAGCCCCAGCUUGAGUUGCAAUGUUGUCAUAAAUAUAAAAGGAAGGGUAACCACCUUACUGUAUACAACGCUAUAAAAUUCCUCCUGGCCAGAGGCAAAACCCUUUCACCUGUAAAGGGUUAAGAAGUUAAGGUAAUGCCGCUGGCACCUGACCCAAAAUGGCCAAUGAGGGGACAAGAUUCUUUCAAAUCUGGGGAUGGGGAACAAAGAUUUUGGUCUGUCUGUCUGAUGCUUUUGCUGGGAAUAGAUCAAGAAAGCAGCCUUACAACACCUGGAAAGUUAGUAAGUAAUCUAGCUAGAAAAUGCAUUAGAUUUUCUUUUGUUUAAUGGCUGGUAAAAUAAACUGUGCUGGAUGUAAUGUA
Molecule: messenger RNA, 3097 nt
Organism: Dermochelys coriacea (leatherback sea turtle)
Lineage: Eukaryota; Metazoa; Chordata; Testudines; Dermochelyidae
Product: cytochrome P450 2U1
Exons: 5
Coding region: 57-1613 (518 amino acids)
Biological process (GO): xenobiotic metabolic process
Cellular component (GO): cytoplasm; intracellular membrane-bounded organelle
Molecular function (GO): iron ion binding; heme binding; oxidoreductase activity, acting on paired donors, with incorporation or reduction of molecular oxygen, reduced flavin or flavoprotein as one donor, and incorporation of one atom of oxygen
Source: RefSeq, a predicted model, not a curated record